AAUUGUGCAAGGGUCUCGAGCAAGCAUCCGGGACGGAUACUGCUACCAGCGCCCUGUUUACAUUAUACCUGAGUUUGCAGCGUCGCAUAAACUACAUAUCCCAAGUCCAGCUGUCGCGUUAAAAGCGGUGGUACGGUUCAUAUGGCUGAAUACGAGCGCCGGAACCACGGCGGCCGUGGUGGUGGUGGUCGCAAGAGACGUUACAGAGACGAUGAUGAUUUCGACCGUCGUCAGCAGAGACGCAGAUAUGAGGAGCCCCUGGUUGCCAAAGUUCGGAGACAGUUAUUGACAAUUGCUGAAUCGGCCGCUAGAAGAGCUGAGGAUGAUGUCGCGAGCAUCGCGAAGAUGGUCACGGAGAACUUUGAAGAUGAAGAAGUGAAGAGCAGCUUCCUCGAACUUUCGAUUCAACUUGUUUUGGAACAACCAUUCAAGAUCCCGUUCGUCGCAGCAAUCAUCUUGGUUGCUAAUUCGAAGAAUUCCGCCCUGGCCACGGAAGUGCUCGAGAAGGCGCGUGAGGCGGCGCAGAAAUAUAUCAACAUUGGAGCUUGGCGUGAAGUCAAGCUGAUCCUGAGGUUUCUUGGUUGUCUCCAAGGUCUCUAUGAAGGAGACGGAGUUUUCCCCAUUCUGGAGGAAUUGUUCGCACGUGCCGUUGAUCUACAGACUGCUUCUUCGGAAGACUCUCUGGGUCUUGAGCUAGUCAAGAUCAUCCUCUUCACUAUUCCGUACGUGAUGGCGUCGUCUGCCACUGGUUUUGAAUCACACGCCUCUGCUCUCCUCGAGAAAACGGAUAUCAUUGCCUCAACUCCUCACACUUUGGUUGCUUUGGUCGACUCUUUCGCUCAGCCGGAAGAAGGUGGACAUGAACCGCAGACCAUCAUAAGUCUGCUGCAGAACCAGCUCCAGGAACAAUCUAAAAACGCCUGGGAACUCGCAUGUCUUCCCCGUCCCUGGAAGAUCGCGCUUGAAGGAGAAAGCGAUGGCCCCGAUCCUCUGCAGUCUGCAGCCAAGCAUGCUUUCCCUGAGAUCACUGUGCCGAAUCCAGUCAAGCCUGGCCCAAGGCCUAUCUUCCCCGAAAUCUACUUCUCUGUUUAUGACAGCCAGGAUCUUGUGACUGUCCCCACGAGAGCGGAUAUUGCGUCCACUCUUUUGAGAGAUGCACUGGUUGACACAAUCAAUAUCCUGGACUUCAAUCGCAUUGCGGUGGCCAAGUUCUUGAUCGAUAUUGAUUGCUACUUCACACCCCACAUCUUUGUCAAGCGUGCCACUCCGUUUGACAGAUUGCGCGAGGUCGCUGGAGACCGUACGACGUGGAAACCCGAAGAUGUGGCAGUCGAUGCUGUCUUCUCUCAGCUAUUCCAGCUUCCUAACCCAGAACAUAAGCUCGUCUACUACCACUCUGUUCUCACGGAGUGCUGCAAGGUUGCACCGGCUGCCAUUGCGCCCAGUCUGGGACGUGCUAUUCGCUAUAUGUAUCGUAACAUCGAGACGAUAGACUUGGAGUUAUGCCACCGCUUCCUUGAUUGGUUCGCUCAUCACCUGAGUAACUUUGGGUUCACAUGGAAGUGGACAGAAUGGAUUGACGAUCUUGACCUUCCUGCUGUCCAUCCCAAGAUGGCCUUUAUUAACGGCGCGCUUGACAAGGAGAUCCGUUUGAGUUUUGCGCAGCGUAUCAAGGGAACGCUCCCGGAACCUUACCAUUCACUUAUAACGGAAGGCAAGGAGAAGGAUACACCAGACUUCAAAUACGCAGUAGACACAACACCCUAUGCCAAGGAGGGCAGGGAACUUAUGCAGCUUAUCAGACAGAAGGCAUCCGAUGAGGAAAUACAGCCGGUCAUCGAGGCAAUUGAACAGCAGGCGAAAGAACACGGAGUGGAGGAUCCUAUGAUUCCUUCGACAGAUGCUUUCGUCACGUCGAUCUGCUUUGUCGGAGCCAAGUCUCUGUCUCACGUGCUCUCGUGCAUUGAACGCAACAAGGAACGCCUUCUUGCGAUUGGACCCCGAUCACCUAUUGCGCGUCGUCAGAUCAUCACCUCAGUUAUGGAAUACUGGGCCGACCAGCCCGGCAUUGCCAUCAACAUAGUCGACAAGCUCCUCAACUAUACCAUCUUGACUCCUUUAUCCGUCAUUGAGUGGGCGCUUCUUGACAGACUGGCCGCAGGCACGAUCCUUGCCCAGUGCCACAUCUACGAGGUGGUCGCUGCCACGAUUCGAAAGGUCACCAACCGCAUUCGCCAGAUCGUCAUCGCUCGUAUCCAGCCCGGCCUCUACGAGCCGCAGCUCAGCGUUGUGGACGAGACUUUGAACCGCGAAAAGGCCGAUAUGCAGACCUUGUUCAAGCUGCUGGAGGACUCGUUGGUCUCAGUCGCGGGCGGUAACAAUGACCAGCUCAUGGAGAGAGGCGAUGGAAGUGGCACCCUGCCAGAGGACGAGCUCAUUCGCCAGUGGGGCCGUCGGUGGUUGCGAGUAUUCAGACGAAAAGCAGCUGUCGAGGAAUCAUUCAUCUCUGAAGCCAUGGCUAACGCAAAGCCUCUCGGUACAACUGCGCCAGCUCCUACUGAGCCCGCCCCGGAGUCUAAAGAAGAGGAACUGCCCGACGCUGCAGCCGAUGGCACGGAUGAAAUCUCGUAGUUGAGCAUGGGACAUGGAAUGUGUUGGCCAUUAG
Molecule: messenger RNA, 2665 nt
Organism: Paecilomyces variotii
Lineage: Eukaryota; Fungi; Ascomycota; Eurotiomycetes; Eurotiales; Thermoascaceae
Product: cap binding protein
Exons: 8
Coding region: 142-2631 (829 amino acids)
Biological process (GO): mRNA export from nucleus; nuclear-transcribed mRNA catabolic process, nonsense-mediated decay
Cellular component (GO): nucleus; nuclear cap binding complex
Molecular function (GO): RNA cap binding; mRNA binding
Source: RefSeq, a predicted model, not a curated record